Diplodia corticola is the source of this 6288-nucleotide messenger RNA. RefSeq names its product zinc finger-domain-containing protein. The coding region runs from base 1 to 6288 and encodes 2095 amino acids. Lineage: Eukaryota; Fungi; Ascomycota; Dothideomycetes; Botryosphaeriales; Botryosphaeriaceae. The record is from RefSeq and is a predicted model, not a curated record. The transcript has 3 exons.
AUGGCGGACACUGAGAAGCCCGAGGCGGCUCCCUCCCACCGGAAGUCGUCCUCUGUCGCCGGCACUGCUGCGUCGGCCGCGAAGACUGGCGCUUCUGCUCCCCCGCGUCGACCCACCUCGACCAUCUCGUCGUCGACCUCGCGGACGCCUGCGACUUCGCGCACUUCGACUGCCACGAAGCCGACCUCUUCCUCGGCCACGCGCACUUCGACCAGCAGCACCCUCAACAAGCCUCCCACGCGACCCGCUGCCACAUCUACCACGUCGAGCACCAGGCGGUCCACCGCCGAGACCCCUGCGAGCGAUGACAAGAGACCGUCUAGCGUAGCGGCGAAGAGGUUGUCGACGACGGGCACCGCUUCUUCAGCUGCUCGCUCGUCUGCAACCUCAGGCACCGCUGCCUCUUCGCGCCGCACAGGUACUGCUCCUACAUCGAGCACUACCGCGGCACCGGCGAAGCGCCCUCCCGUUCCUUCCAGAACUUCCACCACCUCCAGUACAACCCCGCGUGCGUCAACAACGACCGGCAGACCCCCCACGGCAGCUUCUGGUCGCCCGAGUACGAGAAUGUCAGCCACCAGGGCAUCGAUCGAUACGAAGAAGGCUGCUGCCGCACCCCAGUCCGCAGAAGAUCCCGAGAGCCCAGCUCCCAAGGCCGCCGAGGACGAGGAAGAGUCAGCUCCCUCAGUCGCCGAUGCGGAGCCAGUCAGAGAAGUCGAGACGCCGGCACCAGUGGACGGUCCCGCUGCCGAUGAUCUUGUAAGAUCGCCCCGUGCUUCUCGCGACGCCGGUGAGAUCAUGCAUGAUCUCACCCGGGAGUUUGAGCAACGGAAGGCCCUCGAGUCUAGAAUUCAAGAGCUCGAGGCUAGUAUGGAAGAGCUUCAGGCUGACAAGGAGGCGGCCGAUGUCAAGGCAUCAGAAGCUCUGCAAGAUUUGGAACGCGCGCGAGAAGACCACAGCUCUGCUCUUGAAUCCGCCAACUCCAACUGGGAGACUCAGACAGAAGAUAUCCGCCGCCGGAACGAGGAACUCAAGGUCAAGGCUGUUGAGCUUGAGGACGUCAAGCAGCGUCUCGAGCUCUCCAAGGACGAGACCUCCAAAGUCAACGAGGAGAACGAAGACCUCAGCAACACCCUCGAGGAGCUGCAGAAAGAACUUGAACGCGCCUCCCUCGAGCUUGAAGAGCGCGAGAAAACGGUUGAAGAAGAGAAACGUCUCGCAAUUGAGAAGACCAAGCACCUCGAAGAGGCACUUGAGGCCUUGAGGACUUCUUCCACCGAGCAACUGAAGCAGCUUGAACAGGAGCUCUUCAAUGUCAAGAACCUUCAGGAAGCCCUUGAGUCUCAAAAGAAGCUUGCGGAUGAGCGCGUUGAGCAGCUCGAGCAGGAUCUCAAGGCUGCCAGCGGUAGCUCCGAUGACCAGGUCAACCGCCUCAAGGAGAUUCAGGAAGAGAUGAAGGAAUCGACUGAGAAGAUCUCCCAACUUGAGUCCGAGUUAGCUACCGUAAAGAACAACGCCAACGACGAGGUUGCCCGUCUCACCAGCGAACUGGAGACAGAGAAGAAAACGACUUCUGAGAAGAUCUCUCAACUCGAGUUGGACCUGUCAGCCGCGAAAGAUAACUCUGGCGACGAAGUCAAGUCGCUCAGCGAGCAGCUUGCAGCCGAGAGAAACGCUGCCGCCGACAAAAUCAGCCAACUCGAGUCCGAACUUGCGACCUCCAAGGAGAGCACCAGUGAGGAAGUGAGCCGUGUUAAGACUGAACUCGAGGCAGAGAGGAAAGCGGCUGCGGACAAGAUCGAAGAACUCGAGGCCCAACUCUCGUCCGCUAAGGACGGCUCGGGCGAGGAGGUCUCUCGCCUCAAGCAGGAGCUCGAGAUGGAGAGGCAGGCUGCUGCUGACAAGAUCACUGAGCUUGAGAGUCAGCUUUCUUCGGCCAAGGCCGAAUUCACCGAAGAAGCCAGUCGUCUCAAGGACGAAUUGGGCACUGAGAGGAAGACUGCCGCCGACAAGAUCAUCGAGCUGGAGGCUCUUCUUUCCUCUGCCAAGGAUGGCCCCAACGAAGAGGUCAACAGUCUCAAGGAACUGCUCGAAGCCGAAAGGAAGUCCGCCGCUGAUAAGAUUGUCGAGCUCGAGACCUUGGUAUCAUCUGCUAAGGACGGUUCUGGUGAAGAGGUUUCUGCUCUCAAAUCCGAAAUGGAGAAGUACCAGAAGCAGCUGCACGAUGAACGGGAAGCUCUCACCACUACGAUCGAGUCCUUGGAGAAGCAGAUUUCCGACCUUAAGAUCGAGGCCACUGAGGCGACCGAAAAGCACGCCGCCACACUGAGGGGCGAGCAGGAGACUGCUGCUGCUGCCAUCGUUGCCAUUGAGGAGAAGCUCGUCACCGCUGAGAAGAACCAUUCCGAGAAGCUCAGCAUGCUUGAAGAAAACCUCAAGAAGCACGAGGAAGAGCGUGGUUCCCUCAAGUCUCAAUCUGAACUCGACGAACUCCUCGAGCAGGCCAAGAAGGACGCCGACGAGAAAGUUGCUGCCGUCGAAGCCGAAGCCAAGAGGCUCCAGGAGGAAAUCCAAAAACACCAGGAUGACAUCAAGAAGCACGAGGAGGAGCGCGGGACCCUCAAGUCUCAGGCAGAAAUCGACGAGCUUCUCGAGCAAGUGAAGAAGGAGGCUGCUGAAAGCCUUGCCGCCGCCGAGGCUGAGAAGCUUAAGCUGCACGAGGAUCUCGAGAAGCUUGGUGAGGAGCGUGGCGCUCUCAAGUCUCAGUCUGAACUUGAUGAGAUCAUUGAGCAAGUCAAGAAGGAAGCUGCCGAAAAGGUUGCUGCCGCUGAAGCCGAGGCUAUGAGGCUUUCGGAAGAUCUUGCGAAGGAGAAGACUGAGGUCGCUAGCUACCAAGAGAAGAUCGCCACCAUCGAGCGUGAGGCCGGCGAGCGUGCCCAAAAGCUCCUCGAUGACUACAAUGAGGCUCAGGCGGCUCUUGUCAAGGCCCGGGAGGAUAAUGAGAGCCUCACUACCCAGCUCGAUGCUUUCCAGGAGACCGUCAAGGCUGCCCAGGACAGCAUGGCCGAGAAGGCUCAGCAGUUCGAAGAGCUGCAGAAGGAGUAUGAGCAAUCUAAAAUGCGCACCGUCGAGCUGGACAACACCAUGGACGAGGUUCGCCAGAAGGCCAUCGAGGACUUGGAGCACGCCAAGGCUGAGAGCAAGGCUUUCCACGACAAGCUCCAGGAGCUGGAGGAGGAGACUGCCGAUGCCAACCGCCGAAUGGAGGCCCAGCGCGCCGCUUACGAGGAGCUGAAGAACGAAAACGCCAAUGCCUCCUCUGAGUCCGAGGAGCGCCUCAGAAAGCGCAUCGAGGAGCUUGAGCUUAACGGUCUCAAGGCUGCCGAGGAAGCUGCUGCUCACCAAGCCAAGGUUGCAGAGAUUGAGCAGGAGAUGACGGGCAGACUCGAGCGUGAGCAAGAAACUCUUCAAGCCCAGCUUGUGGAGCUGCAAGAGAAGCGCGGCGCCAUCGAGUCUGAGAAGGAGGCUAUGCAGUCUAUCACUGCUCAACUCCAAGAGAAGAUCGCUGAGCUUGAGAAGGAUGCUGCCGAGAAGGCUCGCCUUGUUGAGGACAGCUCCAACUCUCUCAAGAGGCAGAGCGUCGAGUACGACAGUGGCAAGGCUUCUCUGCAGUCGGCCAUCGAGUCUCUCCAAGACAAGAUCCGUACUCUCGAGUCGGAGCGCACAGAGACCGAGGCUGCUGCCACUGGUGAGACCGAGAGCCUCAAGAAGCAGAUCGCCGACCUUGAGCAGGAGCAGGCUUCCAAGGAUGCCGUCAUCACUGCUUUGCAGGACAAGAUCUCCUCCGUCCAACAGGAGCAGGCUGAUGGCUCUCGCGGUGUCAACGAGGACACUGAAGAUCUCACUCAACGCAUCCAGGAGCUCGAGGAUGACAAAACCUCGAUGCAGUCUACCAUCGCCGCCCUCCAAGAAAAGGUCAUCAGCCUGCAGCAGAACACCUCGGACAAGAGCUCCGAUCUCGUGGCCGAGGUUGAGAGGCUUAGGAUAGAGUGCGCCGAGCUUGAGGAUGAAAAGGCAGAGAUGGUUGCCCGUGCCCAGGAUGCUGCCCAGACUCACGCUAUUGCUAUUGAGAAGAGUCGUGAUGACUACGAAUUCAUCCUCCAGCGUCUCCAGAGGUCUACUCAGGAGCACGCCGAGGUCGUCGAGAAGCUCCAGGACGAGUACGUUGUUGGUCUCCAGAAGAUUGCUUCAUCCGCUCGCAUUAGCACUAGAAAGCAGAGCCUGCACAGCUUGACCGAUGAGAUCGCCGAGCUCAUGGCCGAGAAGGCUCACGUUGAGGAUGAGACCGACGUCAAGGACGAAGCUCUUCAGGACGCCAGGGAGACUGUUAAGGAGCUGCGCGAUCAAAUAAGCAACGAACACCAGGGUGAAAUUGGCCACGACGACAUCAUGGCGAACCUUCAGAACCGGGUCAAGGAGCUUGAGCAGCAGCGUGCCGACGAGGUCGAUGGUCUCACCAGCGAGCUGGAUGCGAAGGCGAACCAGAUCACCGAGCUCUGCAGCAGGAUCGAGUCUGUUGCCCAGGAGCUGGAGGUCAAGAAGGCCGAGACCCAGAACGCUCUUGCUACCAUCGACUUCCACCAGAGCGCCGCCAAGGCCGUCCAGAAGGAGUACGAGGAGCAAGUCCAGGAGCUUGUGCGUGUCUACAACGGCCAGCUUGACGAAGGCGCCCAGACCCUGCAAAACCGUGACCAGGAGAUCGAGACUCUGCGUCAAACCGUCGACAACUUGCACCUUGAGCUUGAAUCUGCUGUCAAGGGUCCCGAUGUCUUCGAGGUCCGCCAGGAGUUCGAGGACCGCACCAAGAAGCUCGAAAGCCGCAUCACCGGCCUUGCCGAGGAGAAGGAGGUCAUUGAGAAGCAGCUCUUCGCCGCCCGCCAAGCCAACGAGGAAGACGGACGCCACAUCCCCGAGCUUCACGAGGAGAUCGACAGGCUCCACGAGGAAGUCGAGGAGCUCCAGGGUGCCCUUGACGAGGCUGAGCGCCAACUCAACGAGUCUCACGACAGGCUCAAGGUCAUUGACAAGGAGCACGCCAAGGUUGUCAAGUCUCUUCAGGACAAGAUUGCUGACGCCGAGUACCGCAUGGCCGACAAGAUUGCAGAGAAGGACGCUGAAAUGUCACGCAUGAACCAAGAGCUUGCCGCUCGUCGCCAGUCCAUUGACGAUGCCAUGCCGAAGGUUGAUGACUACAAGGCAAUGAAGCACGAGCUUGAUGAGAAGACCAUGGAACUUGAAGAGAAGUCUCGCCAGGUCGAUGGCCUCAUGCAAACCUUGAGGGCUCUUGACGAGGCUCACGAAGAGCGCGAUGGCCACCACGCCUCCGGUCUGGAGAAGAUGAAGCGCGAGCUCGAGCAUGAACUUGGUCGUGUCCGUGUCGAGCUGGAGAACGAAAUCGUCAGGCUCAAGACCCUCAACCAGCAGCUGACUGAUGCGAACGAGAGACUCGAGCAUGAUUUGAAUGCGAAGGAGGCGAUGCUCAAGCAGAAGAUGACUGAGCUCGAGCAGCUUAAGACGGAGGUCGAACAGAACCGCGCUGAGCAUGACCAACUGCUUGAAAAGCUCUGGUCGGAACAUGCCAAGGAACGUUCCUCGAUGGAGCAGACGCUUGAGCAGAUUUUCGAACAAGAGAAGGCUGCCAUCGAGCAGAAGCUUCAUGAUGAUUCGGACAACAUGAGGCAGUCGCUCGAGGCAGAAAUUGCUCGCGUCAAGAAGGAGCACAACGAGACUGACAAGCUCUACAAACAAGCGCUCGAGGAUGCUCUUAAGGAGGAGAGGUCCAAGCUUGAAGUGGAAGCCGCCUCUCGCGUAGAGCAGGUCAAGGCUGAGAUGGAGAAGACCAAGGAAACCACGGUCCGCAAGCUCACUGACCUGCUCGAUGUCGCCAAGGCCGAGAUCAACGACCAGUUCUCCGAGAUCAAGCGCGCUGAGACUGAGAUUGAUCGUCUCAACGCCGAGAUCGACAAGCUCCAAGUUGAGGUCGCCGGAACCCGCGAAAGCCCUCGUGUUGCUGAGCUCAUCCGCGAGUGCGAAGCUUACAAGCAGCGCCUGAUUGAGCUUGAGACGGAGAUUUCCACCUACCGCCAGAACGGCGGCGCUCCCCCACAAUACAAGACCUCUGUCGAGGUGGACAGAGAUGAGUCUGGUAACGACAAGUCGACCAGCGGCCAGGUGCGUAAUCAAAAGACCAAGCCUUCGACGGCUUAUUGGUCAGCUUUCACCCUGUGA